Molecule: messenger RNA, 261 nt
Organism: Meloidogyne enterolobii
Lineage: Eukaryota; Metazoa; Nematoda; Chromadorea; Rhabditida; Meloidogynidae
Source: the annotation of a GenBank genome assembly
UUCUAUCAUGUACACAGUUGCUACAGACAUCCCAGUAACUUUAAUCUCAGCUUUGAACCCGAUAGGAACAAUUUUUCUUGUUGCUCCGUAUCGACGUGCUGUUUUUCGUUAUUUUGGAAUUACCAAAGCCCAAUCAACAGUUAUUCGUAUUCGCACAACAAUUCAAACAACAGUUCGUCGUUACGGGACAGCUAGUAUACACCCGAUUGGACGUUCUGGAAAUUAAACAUUUAAAUAAAGCCGAAAGAAAAAUUAAAAAGA